Xenopus laevis (African clawed frog) is the source of this 3379-nucleotide messenger RNA. It is a transcript of the gene esco2.S, whose product is annotated as establishment of sister chromatid cohesion N-acetyltransferase 2 S homeolog. Gene Ontology annotation, molecular function: protein-lysine-acetyltransferase activity. The record is from RefSeq and is marked provisional. Gene Ontology annotation, cellular component: nucleus; chromatin. NCBI's taxonomy places the organism in Eukaryota, Metazoa, Chordata, Amphibia, Anura, Pipidae. Gene Ontology annotation, biological process: mitotic sister chromatid cohesion.
GAAGUGUGUGAAGCGAGCGGCUCCGGGACACGGACGGCGGGAUAAACUCACAAACUCGUCUCUUUCUAAAGCGAAAUGGCGGCGCGCACCCCCCGCAAGAGGAAACUCAGCUGUGUCAGCUCGGACGGGCGUCAGGCUUUCUAUGGAACCCCAGUGAAGAAGCUGAUUGUGGAGAACAGCAACUGCCCAUCGCCCCUUACAACCCGGAACUCCAGUCAGCGAAAUAUAAAGAAGAGCCCCCCUGUCGCAAGCUACACAGACAUGGAUGACCUUACAGAGAAGGAGAAUGUAGGUGCUUCUCCACUGAAGUCCAGCACUGCACGGAAGCUUGUGGUCUCACCCACCCAGACAGCGGCUGUGCCCAGAGCAGUGUAUGGAAACCCUCCGCUUGUCACUUCACCCCGGCCUGCGUCCCCAUUUAAGGCUUCCGUCUCAACUCGGUCCUUUUAUAAACGGGACAAGUUCUACGUCACCCCUCUGGACCGGAAACUGAUCAAUCAAAGUAAAUCCUCGAGCAGCAGUGAAAGCUCCAUGUCCUCUCCUACCAGUCCAGUGAGUAGCGGCACCUCCAGGGUUAAACCAAAUAAGCCUCAGCCUGGCAAGCGCAAGUCUGGCACUAAAAGCAAGAAAACCCCUCCGGGCAGUGGAAAGAAGACCACUCAUAAGCCCACCCCAUCUCCCCGCAGUGCAAUGAACGCUCUGCCCAACGUGUCUGCCCGUAAACCGGCCCCAUCUCCCCGCAAUGACCAACCCACCCCAUCUCCCCAAAGUGAUAAGCCCACCAGUAAAAAGGGGACAGAGAUAAAUGCCCUUCCUUCUAAGCCCACCCCAGAACCAGAGGAAACUACGAGCGUUCUCAGCAUGAAGACCACCUUUCUUGGGCUUAAGAUGAAGCCAAGACCAAAACUCACAGUCGGAGCAGCGUUUUUUGCUACAGGCAAGAGACCCCACUCUGCUCCCAAGAGGCCGUCCCCAAAUAUUAAAUUCCCCCCAUCAGCAAAGCCGGUGAAGCAGAGCCCUGUGCCUGUCACUAAAGCUUUGCCGCCACACAGUGCGUUUAAAGGGGUAUUUUGUGUGGCUGAAGGGCAGAAGCAGGGGCAAGAAGAGCAGAGGAAGACAUGCAACUUACACUCUGAAUUGAAGGGAGGAAAGGAGCCUGAAAGCAGCAAGAAAGUUACACUAGAGAAGGAUCAUGUUGGCCAGGAGAGACUACCUACCUCUCCAGAGCAAUCAGGCACUGGCAUGCAGCAAGUGGCACCAGACUCUCCUGUGAUGGGCGUGGGUGAGGACAGUCCUGUACCAAAGCCGUCUGAUAAGAAAGGUCCAACUGUGUUUCCAAUCUUCUGUACCCCCGUGGCCAAUAAGAGACCUUUGGAGCUGAGAGAUCUGGCCUCCCCGGUGUUCUCCAGCACCCCGACUAAUGCCCCUGCUGCCCUCCGGUUCCCCAAACAAGGCAAGAAAAAGAGAGAAGGAAAGAAGGUAGCCGAGGACCAGCUCGUCAUUGAUGCAGGGCAGAGGCACUUUGGGGCAGUGGCAUGCACCACGUGUGGGAUGGUCUAUGCUGCAGCCAAUAUGGAGGAUGAAGCUCAGCACGUUCAGUAUCACCAGAGGCUUCUAGAAGGAAUACGAUAUGUGGGCUGGAAGAAAGAGCGAGUUAUUACAGAGUUCUGGGAUGGAAAAAUCAUAAUGGUUUCACCAGAUGACCCUAAAUACGCCCUGAAAAAGGCGGAGGAAGUUCGGGAGCUGGUGGAUUCUGAGCUGGGAUUUCAGCAGGUUUCCUUGAGGUGCCCAAGCCAGACCAGAACCUACAUGUUUGUAUCGAACGAGAAGAAGAUCGUUGGCUGUUUGAUUGCAGAGCCAAUCAGAGAGGCCUAUCGAGUGCUCGCAGAGCCCCCAUCUCUACACUCGCUACAUGGGGAACCUCUAGAGCGUCAUCGAGCUUGGAGGUGCUCCACUGAGCCGGAGCCUGCUAUAUGUGGCAUCAGCAGAAUUUGGGUCUUUGCCCUCAUGCGCAGAAAGGCCAUCGCUAGCCGCAUGGUGGAUGCCGUCAGAAGUUCCUUUAUGUAUGGCUCAGUCCUCACCACAGAAGAAAUCGCCUUCUCCGACCCGACUCCUGACGGCAAACUGUUUGCCAGCACCUACUGCAAGGUUCCAGAUUUCCUGGUGUAUAAUUUUGUCAGUUAGAAGUGUGCGCUGUUCCAUUGCACUUUCACUGUUUCACCAACCCCAGCGCCUUUGCUGCUGUCGCUAGCGUUUAAUAUGGUACUUGAGCAACUGCCGCCUAGUUCCGGCAAUAAAUGCAAGUUUUUGGUUUUAAUCGAUGGCAGUGGGUGCAUUUCUAAAUAUGUUUAACAAAAUAUGCUAAAAGAAAAGCCCCGGCAUUGCCAUUGUAAAUAACCCAUAAGGGUGAAAAUGUUUUAUUAGGGUUUCAUAUUGAAUGUAGCUUCCAUGCUGCGGAUGCCUGCUGAUUUUGAAGUAGCUUUGGUGCUCGAACUCCACCAAAGAGCUUGUAGGCAGCCAGAUUGGUGUUGCCCAUGAAAGCAGCAGGGAUCCGGUGGAAUGUAGAGCAGCCAUUGUUCUGUAUGUCUGAAUCAAGCUGCUUCAUGUUGGGGUUUCUAUGUUUAUGUGCAAAUCUGUAUGUUCUGUAAAUACUUUAUUGUUAUCAGUCUGUUCAUGUUCUAUUUGUUGUACCUGUUUUUCAUGAUUUACAUUGUGCCAUUUGCUACAGACACUAGUUGUUAGUGUGUAACAGCAGUGGCUUCCACCAGUCUGGUCUCUUUUUUAGGCAAGUUCUUUUAUCCAGCAGUUAUUUUAAAUAUGUGAGAGAAUCCUGUGCAAAUCCAGUUUCAGCCGCUGUUUGGGUCAGAGACAAACUCAUUCGAGGAGAUUAGUCGGCCAGCGGCAAAUCUCUUCUUCUUCGGGUCCACUAAUCUCCCCGAACUACCUCCCGCUGGCUAGAAUGUAAAUCGCCGGCAGGAUGAAAAUCGGUGCGCUUUUGUUUUCCGAAGUUGCCUCAUGAGGAGACUUCGGAAAACUAAACUCACAGAGUGCCAUCCCGCUGGCGGGAUAUUAGUCGCCCCAAAGGAGAUUUUUCACCAGAUGACUUCUCCCUGAAUCGGAGCGUGUGUCUCUGCCCUAAGACUGUGUACCAGCUACUUCCAUGUUCCAUGAUUUGUUUUGCAUAUGUAAAUGGUGUCAUUGCACAGGUAAGUGGCUGUGGCCUAAAGAAAGCUACUGUUCUGCGCCUUUGGGCUGGAGCUGAUUGGACGUCCCUCUUCAUGGAACAAUUGUGCCAGGGAAUAAAAGCAAAGUGAUUUGACACCUUCUCUCACUGUUCUGUAUUAUCUGACAAAUGUUUCACAUUAAAUAUUUAAAGCAA